Gymnodraco acuticeps is the source of this 2729-nucleotide messenger RNA. RefSeq names its product platelet/endothelial cell adhesion molecule 1 (gene pecam1). The coding region runs from base 97 to 2562 and encodes 821 amino acids. The record is from RefSeq and is a predicted model, not a curated record. Gene Ontology annotation, molecular function: transmembrane signaling receptor activity. The transcript is spliced from 15 exons. Gene Ontology annotation, biological process: cell surface receptor signaling pathway. NCBI's taxonomy places the organism in Eukaryota, Metazoa, Chordata, Actinopteri, Perciformes, Bathydraconidae.
CCUACGGCACUCCCUCGUCCCCCUCCCUGCCCUCCUGGCCUCUGUCCGGCGGCCCUCUGCAGCUGGGUUUUUAAUCUCCCAGCACCAUCACUCAGGAUGGACUCCAGACCCACCAACCUGAUGCUGCUGCUGCUUCUCACCUGUCUCCUGCACUCCUGGCAGUGUGCCAGAGGACAGUCGUCAUACACUAUAGACACCGUCAGCCUUACAAUCCUACCCAGCAGCACCGUUCAGAGCGGGACACUGGUGACCCUGCGCUGCCAGGUCAGAGUCAGCCAUGACAACAUCCCUCACCUGACACACACUUUCCAGCUCAGCCGAGACGACAUCCCCAUCAACUCCUCCACCACCACAGAGGACUCACUCGUGUAUGAGCUGAACCCGGCCCGGGCAGCUGACUCUGGGAGUUAUGAGUGUCGCGUCACAGUGAAGGACAAGAGCAGACCCAGCUAUAGCCAAAAACUCGACGUCACAGGCCUGCAGACCCCCAUCCUGUAUUUAAAUAAGACUUCACCCUAUGGGAGUGAGGAGUUCACUGCCUCCUGCAGCGCUCCGGAGGAAAAAGGAUUCCUCAUCUUCCGUUUUUUCCAGAAAUUAAGGAAUGGAAAGAUUCAGAAGAUAAAGCAGCCAGCGCCCACCGGGAACUCAGUAGAGACCACGCUAGUCCUGAGGGUGAUUGGAGACAGCCAUCUGUACUGUGACUAUGAGGUCAACUUAGUUUCUGGGGUCAGACUCUCCAACAGCAGCGAGGAGAUUCCAGUAAUAGUCAGAGAACUCUAUAUUUCCCCGAUCAUGAACGUGCUGCCCUCCCCUGAGGUCUAUGAGGGUGAGAUCAUAGAGGUGGUCUGCAAAGUGGUGAAUCCACCCAAGAACGUUGAGGUUUUCCUGACAAGAGACAGGAGGAUCCUCAAGCAGGCCCCAGUUAGCCUCAGUCAUCGAUUCAUCGCAAAAGAAGGCGACUCUGGGGAGCUUGCGUGCAAGGCGGAGUGGGGCAAUGUGCACAAAGAAACCUAUAAAACCAUCAAAGUCAAAGAGCUGUUUUCAAAGCCACAGCUGACAGUGAAGCCCGUCGACAUUUUUGAGGGAGACCACUUCCAGCUGACCUGCUCUGUCUCCAUUUAUGUUCCCGAGAAGAUCAGCAACGAAAGCAUCAAGUUCUCCAUCUACAAACAUAACAAAGAAAUCACCUCUUCAUACACUUACAUGACUGUGGCGCAGCCUUCUAAAAACGGCAACUACACCUGCAAAGCCCAAGCAGCUUCCCUCACACACAACUUUAUAAAAGAAAGCCAAACAGUUGUUGUUAAAGCAAAAGUUCCUGUUUCCAAGCCCAUGCUGAGUGUGGUGGGGGGGACGCUGGUGUUGGGAAAGCGCUUCCAGCUGCUCUGCCACAGCGACAACGGCACCCUGCCCAUCACCUACACCCUGCGCAUCCCCGAGAGCCUGACCACGGUCGCCGUGGUGAACAAACCGGGGGAGCGUGCCAUCUUUAACUCCUCAGCCAUCUACAAGACUUCGGUUCUCAACAACUUCCUAUGCCACGCAAAAAACAGCCAAAAAAGACCUCCAGAAGUGGGGUUAGGGCAGCAGCUGCUCCGCUCACACAUCAUAGAGCCUGUCUCAAGACCAGUGUUGACCACGCUGCCCGGCGCGGGGGACAUCUCCGAGGGACAGGACGUGACUCUCCUCUGCUCCGUCCAGAGAGGCUCGCUCCCCGUCAGCUACACCUGGUACCACACUGAGACGAAGGGCGCGCUCGCCUCCCAAACCUUCAACAACCUGGAAGGAUCCCACACUAUCGGCGAUGUCCAAGAGGAGCAGCGGGGGGGAUACUACUGUGUGAGCAGCAACCCGGCCAACGAAACCAAACAGAGCCUCACUGUCACCAUCGCAGUGAAGAUGGCUGGCUGGAAGAAGGGUCUCGUCGCUGUCAUCAUCAUCUGCAUCCUGCUCAUACUGGCGCUGAUCCUCAUCGUGGUCUUUAAAAGACGUCUGCUUCUGUUCAAGAGGAGAAGAACCGGCGAGCUGUCAGUGAAGUCAGCCAGCACCAAGGCGGAGCGGCUGAGCCUCACCCAGGCCGAGGCCAAUGACGCUGCUAAUGUCACCCCAGGCAUGAUAGGAAAGAGUGUUUGGAGCGAACAUGCAUCAGGCUCAGAGUCUGAGGACCAGAGUAGUGUGACCGCUCCAGAAAAGCCGCAAGAACCUCGAUACACUGAGGUGCAGCCGAUACAGGCAGACCCCAACAGAGCUCCAGUGAAGAAGGGCACAGAGACGGUGUACAGCGAAGUGAGGAAGUCAAAACAAGGUGCUCCAGAGCAGGCUGAUGGUACAUCUCUCAGCCAGCAGCAGUUUGGUGAUCCAGCUCUCUGUCGCUCCUCUCAGGGGUCGUUGGAGUAUGCAGAGCUGAAUCACGACACGCAUCACAGUCACAGUGAGGACCAGGGUAACCAUGGUGACCACCACACUGUCCAGGAAGACUACAUAGACGAGAUUGACGACAACGUUCUAAUCCCCAUUCCUGACCACGGGGAAGGAAACCCAGACCCAACGCCAGACUGCUAACUAAGCAACAAGAAUAUUUAUUCCCUUUUUCUUAGGAGUCUUUUAUUCUGAAAGACCUCAAACAGUGCUUCAUGUACUUAUUGUAACGCUUUGCAAGGAACAUCCCACGCUGUAAAUUCACUUGCUUUGUCUUUCAAGAGCAAAAUAAAUAGUUUUUUUUAAGUGAA